Molecule: messenger RNA, 1522 nt
Organism: Ricinus communis (castor bean)
Lineage: Eukaryota; Viridiplantae; Streptophyta; Magnoliopsida; Malpighiales; Euphorbiaceae
Product: afadin- and alpha-actinin-binding protein
Exons: 16
Coding region: 121-1251 (376 amino acids)
Source: RefSeq, a predicted model, not a curated record
CGUUAGUUUAGCACCACCAAACAAAAUCUCUUCAGAUAGUCUCUCUCUCUCUCUCUCUCUCGAUCACUGUCUCUUCUUCUCCUACUAACUAGUAAUCUUUCUCCAUCAGUCUCUUCAACAAUGCCAUCUACUGAUUCAGACUUCGAUCUCAGAACAUCAACUGCCUCUGCUUUUUCAGUCGGAGAUUAUGCAUUUGCUGAUGCAAGCAACCUCGAGCAUUGUGCUAAGUACUUGAAUCAGACUCUUGUUACGUUUGGAUUCCCUGCUUCCCUCGACCUCUUUGCCACUGAUCCGGUUUCAAUUGCAAGGACCUGCAAUUGCAUUUACUCUUUGCUUCAACAGAGACAACGUGACAUUGAGUUUAGAGAGUCUGCUAAUGACCAAAGACAAAGACUACUAUCAGAUAUAUCCAGAUUGGAAGCAAAAGUAGAGAGGCUUGAGUCGCACUUACAAGCCAAAGAUAGGGAGAUAGCGACGAUAACGAGAACGGAAGCUAAAGCUAUAGCGGCUUUUAAGGCACAGAUUGAAAAGCUUCAACAGGAACGAGAUGAAUUUCAGAGAAUGGUCAUUGGUAAUCAGCAAGUGAGAACUCAGCAAGUACAUGAAAUGAAGAAAAAAGAAAAGGAGUACAUAAAGCUACAGGAGAGGCUAAAUCAAGUAUUGAUGGAGAAAAAGAAGGAAUCAAAAUCAGGCAUGGAGAUAAUGAAUUUGCUUCAGAAAGAAGGAAGGCAACGUGGGACAUGGAAUGGGAAGAAGGCUGAUAAUGAUUUCUAUAAGAAAAUAGUUGAUGCGUAUGAAGCUAAGAAUCAAGAAUUGAUGACAGAGAAUGCUGAUUUAAGGGCACUGUUGCGGUCAAUGCAGGUUGAUAUGCGCGAUUUCUUUAAUGCUCCAAAUGGUUCGGCCAAGCAAUCUUUGGCUGUUAAUGAAAGACCUGAAGCUGACCCAUCGCAAUCCCCCCUGGGUGGAAGGACGGAUGUUUUUGACCUGCCUUUUCACAUGGCUAGAGAUCAAAUUGAAGAAAGUCUUCGAACUAAAAUGACUUCCAUAAAGGAACGCUUGGUUCAAUUACAAGAUGCUCACAAAGGAGCAGAACUCACAUCAGAAGCAACUGAGAGAGAGCUUGAACUUGAAGCUCAGCUGGUUGAGGCUAGGAGCAUAAUCCAGGAGCAGGCAUCCCUAAUGUCUAAACAUCUUGCAAAAUCUGAGAGGCCGAGGGAAUCUAUUAUGUCAUCACCAUCUGAGGGAGUAUGAUGUCUCUAAGCUUGAUGUGGUGUCUACACUGAUCAUUGAGGUCUUAAUGGAGUUGGCUAUUGACAAGAAAGGAACAUAAGCCUUUAGUAGUACAAUAUUCCCUCUUAACCAGAUAAGUUCUGUCUUUGUUGUAAUACCUUUGAAAACAUAGUUUGUAACUUGUCAGCUUUAGUGCUAAUGUAAUGUAAUGUAAUGUAAUGUAAAGUAAAGUAAAAACUAACUAAGCUUGUCUUUAAUUCCAUGUAAUCAAAAUUUAUUUCAUCCUGACUCA